AUGCCUGAGGAGAGACAAAAGACUUCAAACGGGCAGAUUCCAGGAUGUGGGAACAUAGUGACAUUCUCCCAAUUCCUGUUCAUUGCCCUGGAGGGCUUUAUCUUUGAAGCCAACUUUGGGAGGAAGAAGCCAGCCAUCCCCAUCAGAUACUACUUCAUCAUGGUGGCCAUGUUCUUCACUGUCAGUGUGGUGAAUAACUAUGCCCUCAACUUAAAUAUUGCUAUGCCACUGCACAUGAUCUUCAGAUCAGGCUCCCUCAUAGCAAGCAUGGCUCUGGGCAUCAUCAUUCUGAAGAAAAGGUACAGCAUAUUUAAGUACACCUCCAUAGCCCUGGUGUCCCUGGGGAUCUUCACCUGCACUUUCAUGUCUGCAAAGCAAGUGGCAUCUGACUCCAGCUUAAAUGAAGAGGAUGGACUCCAGGUUUUCUUUUGGUGGCUGCUGGGUAUUGCUGCUCUCACCUUCGCCCUCCUCAUGUCUGCCAGGAUGGGGAUUUUCCAGGAGACUCUGUACAAGCAGUUUGGGAAGCACUCCAAAGAGGCCCUUUUUUACAAUCACGCGUUACCACUCCCUGGCUUCCUGCUCCUUGCCCCAGACAUCUACCACCAUGCAGUCCUCUUCAGCCAGUCUGAGCCCUUCCAGGUCCCAGUGAUUGGGCUGACCCUGCCAAUCAUGUGGUUCUACCUCCUCAUGAAUGUCAUCACUCAAUACGUUUGCAUCCGCGGCGUCUUCAUCCUGACCACCGAGUGCACCUCCCUCACCGUCACCCUGGUGGUGACGCUGCGCAAGUUCGUCAGCCUCAUCUUCUCCAUCCUCUACUUCCACAACCCUUUCACAGCCUGGCACUGGUUGGGCACCUCCUUGGUCUUCGUGGGGACUCUGAUGUACACCGAGGUGUGGAACAGCCUGGGGCCCUUCCUGGCCAGCUGGAGGAAGAGGCCCAAGGAGGAGUAA
Molecule: messenger RNA, 951 nt
Organism: Chaetura pelagica (chimney swift)
Lineage: Eukaryota; Metazoa; Chordata; Aves; Apodiformes; Apodidae
Gene: SLC35B4
Product: solute carrier family 35 (UDP-xylose/UDP-N-acetylglucosamine transporter), member B4
Exons: 10
Coding region: 1-951 (316 amino acids)
Biological process (GO): transmembrane transport
Cellular component (GO): Golgi membrane; endoplasmic reticulum membrane
Molecular function (GO): UDP-xylose transmembrane transporter activity; UDP-N-acetylglucosamine transmembrane transporter activity
Source: RefSeq, a predicted model, not a curated record